Hipposideros armiger (great roundleaf bat) is the source of this 10606-nucleotide messenger RNA. RefSeq names its product REV3 like, DNA directed polymerase zeta catalytic subunit (gene REV3L). Gene Ontology annotation, molecular function: DNA-directed DNA polymerase activity; nucleotide binding; DNA binding. The coding region runs from base 264 to 9620 and encodes 3118 amino acids. The transcript is spliced from 31 exons. NCBI's taxonomy places the organism in Eukaryota, Metazoa, Chordata, Mammalia, Chiroptera, Hipposideridae. The record is from RefSeq and is a predicted model, not a curated record. Gene Ontology annotation, cellular component: zeta DNA polymerase complex; nucleus. Gene Ontology annotation, biological process: double-strand break repair via homologous recombination; error-prone translesion synthesis.
AACAGCACCGACGAAGGCGCGAGGGCUUGUCUCCUGUUGCCCCUCGCCGGGUGCUCCUGAGAAGGCGGCGGCAGUAGUGCCAAUACCGCCCCGCCCGCCCGCCGCUGCUGCCUACGGUGUCUGUGUGUAAGGGGAGGGGGACGAGCCGAGGAGGGGAGGGGGCGCCACCGCCGCUGUGGGGCCGCCGCUGCGGUAGGAGCCGCCGCGGCUGCUGCCGCUGCCAGGUCGCUAGUGAAGAGGAGGCGGUGGCGGCGGCAGCGAACAUGUUUUCAGUGAGGAUAGUGACUGCCGACUACUACAUGGCCAGCCCGCUGCAGGGGCUGGACAUCUGCCAAUCCCCCCUCACCCAGGCCCCUGUCAAGAAGGUGCCGGUGGUGCGAGUCUUCGGAGCGACCCCGGCAGGUCAGAAGACAUGUCUUCAUCUACAUGGCAUCUUUCCUUACCUCUAUGUGCCAUACGAUGGUUAUGGACAGCAGCCAGAAAGCUAUCUUUCUCAGAUGGCAUUCAGUAUCGACAGAGCACUUAAUGUGGCUUUAGGCAAUCCAUCUUCCACUGCUCAGCAUGUGUUCAAAGUGUCAUUAGUAUCAGGAAUGCCUUUUUAUGGUUAUCAUGAGAAAGAAAGACACUUUAUGAAGAUCUAUCUUUACAAUCCUGCAAUGGUGAAAAGGAUAUGUGAACUUUUGCAAAGUGGAGCCAUAAUGAAUAAAUUUUACCAGCCUCAUGAAGCGCAUGUUCCCUACCUCCUACAGCUCUUCAUUGACUAUAAUCUGUAUGGAAUGAAUUUAAUAAAUCUGGCUGCUGUCAAGUUCCGAAAAGCAAGAAGGAAAAGUGAUUCAUUGCGUGCCACUGGCUCUUGCAAGGAUCGGCUACCAGGAAAUUCUCUUACUGGUACCUUAUUCCGGUGGGAAGAAAAUGAAAUACCAAGCUCUUUAAUAUUGGAAGAUGUUAAACCGCAGAGUACAUGUGAAUUAGAAGUAGAUGCUGUAGCUGCUGAUAUCUUAAAUCGGCUGGACAUUGAAGCUCAAAUUGGUGGAAACCCUGGUCUACAGGCCAUAUGGGAAGAUGAAAAGCAACGGCGAAGAAACAGAAAUGAAACUUCUCAGAUUAGCCAACCUGAAUCACAAGAUCGCAGGUUUGUGUCAGCAACAGAAAGUGAAAAAAAAUUUCAGAAGAGACUACAGGAAAUUCUCAAACAGAAUGAUUUCUCUGUAACGUUAUCAGGAUCUGUGGGCUACAGCGAUGGAUCCCAGGAGUUCUCUGCAGAGUUAACAUUGCACUCUGAGGUUCUGUCUCCUGAAAUUCUUCAGUGUACACCGGCUAAUAUGGUGGAAGUCCACAAAGACACAGAGUUGAGCAAAGGUCACAUGAGACAUAAAGUGGAGGAAGCUCUUAUUAAUGAAGAAGCAAUUUUGAACCUCAUGGAAUCUAGUCAGACUUUUCAGCCUUUGACCCAAAGACUGAGUGAGUCACCAGUUUUCUUGGACAGUAGUCCUGAUGAGGCUCUGGUACAUCUUCUUGCUGGUUUGGAAAAUGAUGGAUAUCAGAGGGAAAGAAACAGGAUGCCAUCGCCAUGUUGUCCCCACAAUAGUGAUGAUGAAGAAAAUGAACCACAGGUUGAAAAAGAAGAAAUGGAGCUUAGUUUGGUUAUGUCUCAGAGAUGGGACAGCAAUAUUGAAGAACAUUGUGCCAAAAAGAGAUCACUGUGCCGAAACACUCACAGAAGCUCAUCCGAAGAAGAUGAUUCAUCUUCAGAGGAAGAAAUGGAAUGGAGUAAUAGUUUGUUUCUAGCCAAUCUUUCUAUACCUCAGUUAGAUGGAACUGCAGAUGAAAACAGUGACAAUCCACUGAACAAUGAAAAUUCUAGAACACACUCUUCUGUGAUUGCAACAAGCAAGCUAUCAGUAAAACCUUCCAUCUUUCACAAAGAUGCUGCUACAUUAGAACCCCCAUCUUCUGCUAAGAUUACCUUUCAGUGUAAACACACAAGUGCCCUUUCUUCCCAUGUUUUGAACAAGGAAGAUUUAAUUGAAGACCUAUCACAGCCAAACAACAUAGAAAAAGGUCUAGAUCAUUCAGCUGCUUCUUUUACAAAUGAAAGCACUUACUCUAUGAAAUACCCUGGAUCUUUAAGCAGUACUGUCCAUUCAGAAAAUGCUCAUAAAGAAAGCACUAAGAAAGAUAUCCUCCCAGUAUCUUCCUGUGAAAGUAGUAUUUUUGACUAUGAAGAAGAUAUUCCAUCUGUUACAAGACAAGCACCAAGUAGAAAGUAUACAAACAUCAGAAAAAUUGAUAAGGAUGCCCCUUUUAUACAUAUGAACCGUCACACUAGCGAAAGUACAUUGAGCAAAAGUUCUUUCAACUUUUCUGACUUAAGUCAUUCAAAAAAUAAAAUAUCUUGUGAAGGAAAUGAAAAAGGAAAUGGCACAACUCUGAAUAGUUUAUUCCCUUCAUCGUUAACAGAAAAUUGUGAAUUGCUGUCUUGCUCAGGGGCUAAUAGAACUAUGGUACAUUCUCUUGAUAGCAUUGCUGAUGAAAGCGGACUAAAUAAACUUAAAAUUAGAUAUGAAGAAUUUCAAGAGCAUAAAACAGAAAAGCCAAGCCUCAGCCAGCAAGCAGCACAUUAUAUGUUUUUUCCCAGUGUCGUUCUUUCUAAUUGUCUCAGUAGACCACAAAAACUCUCUCCUGUCACAUACAAGCUACAACCCAGUAAUAAACAGUCUCGGUUAAAAAUGAAUAAAAAGAAACUUGUAGGUCAUCAAGAGACUUCUACCAAAACUAGUGAGAGUGGAUCCACAAAAGAUAAUUGUAUACAAAAUAAUCCUUGCAAUAGUAAUUCUGAGAAGAAUAAUGUAUUGGCCAGCGAUUUAAUUAAAGUCACCCGUGGAGCUUUUGAAAAUAAAACACCUGCAGACAGUUUUAUAGACUGUCAUUUUGGAGAUGGAACCUUAGAAACUGAGCAGUCCUUUGGAUUAUAUGGAAAUAAAUACACACUUAGAGCCAAACGCAAGGUAAACUAUGAGACUGAAGAUAGUGAGUCAAGUUUUGUAACACACAACUCAAAAAUUAGCCUACCUCAUCCUAUGGAAAUUGGUGAAAGUUUAGAUGGAACUCUCAAAUCUCGAAAACGAAGAAAAAUGUCUAAAAAGCUGCCCCCUGUCAUCAUAAAGUAUAUCAUUAUUAAUAGAUUUAGAGGGAGAAAAAAUAUGCUUGUGAAGCUAGGAAAAAUAGACUCUAAAGAAAAACAAGUACUAUUAACAGAGGAAAAAAUGGAACUAUAUAAAAAGCUUGCACCUUUGAAGGAUUUUUGGCCAAAAGUUCCUGACUCCCCUGCAACCAAAUAUCCCAUUUAUCCACUAACACCAAAGAAAAGUCACAGAAGAAAAACGAAGCAUAAGUCUGCUAAGAAAAAAGCUGGUAAGCAUCAAAGGACAAAUAGUGAAAAUAUUAAAAGAACUUUGUCUUUCAGGAAAAAACGAUCACAUGCUAUUCUUUCUCCUCCUACACCAUCUUAUAAUGCUGAAACCGAAGACUGUGACUUGAAUUAUAGUGAUGUAAUGUCUAAACUAGGUUUUCUUUCUGAGAGAAGCACAAGUCCCAUAAAUUCCUCUCCACCUCGCUGCUGGUCUCCCACAGAUCCAAGAGCUGAAGAAAUUAUGGCUGCUGCAAAUAAAGAAGCAAUGAUUUUUAAGGGUCCUAAUGCAUGUAAUAGCAAGACUGUUAACUCCCGUAUAGAAAAAAAUAGCCGAGCAAGAGCACAGGUGAAGAAAUCCAAAACAAAGCUUGUUAAUCCCUCUGCAGUUACUAAGAAAAGGAACAAACGAAAUCAGACAAAUAAACUAGCUGAUGAUGGAAAAAAGAAACCGAGGGCAAAACAGAAACAAAAAACAAAUGAGAAAGUUACAUCGAGAAAGCAUAUAACACUUAAAGAUGAAAAAAUAAAAUCUCAGUCUGGUGCUGAAGUUAAGUUUGUGCUGAAACAUGAGCAUGUGUCUGAGACCUCAAAUAGUUCUGGAGGCUCUCAACUACUUUUUAAACAGAAAGAUGUGUCACUAGUGGGCUCUGCUAUGGAUCAUCCUAUUUCUGCCCCCCAAACCACUGGAAUUCAUGCACAACAGAAUUUAUCCGGCUGCUUUUCUUCUUUCUUAGAAAGCAAGAAACCUGUAGAUUUGCAGACAUUCCCCGGUUCCCGAGAUGAUUUGCAUUCAUCCGUUGUUUGUAACUCUUUGGGACCUGGAAUCUCAAAAAUUAAUGUUCAGAGGUCUCAUAGUCAAAGUGCUAUGUUUACUCUAAAGGAAUCAACCUUGAAUCAAAAAAGUAUAUUUGACCUUUCCAACCAUUUGUCUCAGGUAGCACAGAAUACACAGAUAUCUUCAGGUGUAAUGUCUCCAAAGACAGAAGAGAAUGCAAAUAUACAAAAGAACUAUUUGUCAUCUAUCGGAAAGUUAAAUGAAUUUCAUAAUUCCCUAGAAUCAAAGGCUGACCCGGCGUAUGCCCCUAAUUUUUUGCAUUGCAAAGACAGUCCACAGCAGAUUGUGUGCAUGGCAGAACAGUCAAAGCACAGCGAAACUUGUUCUCCAGGAAAUGCAGCUUCAGAGGAAAGCCAGAUGCCUAAUAAUUGCUUUGUAACUUCCUUGAGAAGUCCAAUCAAACAAAUAGCAUGGGAGCAGAAACAAAGGGGCUUUAUUUUAGGUAUGUCAAAUUUUAAACCUGAAAGGGUAAGACAGAGGUCAUUGGCAGAAGCAAUUUCACAAACCAAAGCACUUUCCCAGUGUAAAAAUCAAAGUGUGUCAACACCGUCAGCAUUUGGUGAAGGACAGUCUGGACUGGCAGUUCUAAAAGAAUUGUUACAGAAAAGACAGCAGAAAGCACAAAAUGCAAAUAUUAUGCAAGACCCGUUAUCUACUAAACAUCAACCAAACAAAAAUAUUUCUGUUUCCCUUGAGCAUAACAAGACAAUUAAACGAACACGAUCAGUAACAUCUCCAAGAAAACCUCGAGCCCCCAGAAGUAUAAAACCUAAAGAAAAAAUCCCCAAACUUAAAGUAGACUCCCUAAUUUUACAAAACUCUGGCCAGUUGGAGAACUCCCAGUCGGAUGACAGUCCCAUCUUUUUUUCAGAUCCAGGUUUUGAAAGUUGUUAUUCACUUGAAGAUAGCUUGUCUCCUGAACACAAUUACAAUUUCGAUAUUAAUACAAUCGGUCAAACUGGAUUUUGUAGCUUUUAUUCUGGAAGUCAGUUUGUCCCUGCUGAUCAGAAUUUGCCUCAGAAAUUUCUAAGUGAUGCAGUCCAGGAUCUUUUCCCAGGGCAAACAAUCGACAAAACUGAGUUUUUAAGUCACGAUAACCAGAAGUGUGAUGAAGACAAACAUCUGACCUCAGACUCAACCUCAUGGCUUAAAUCUGGUACACUGAGUCCGGAACUGUUUGAGAAAUCAUCCCUAGAGAGCAAUGAGAGCCAUCACCACAACCAGUGGAAAAACAGCUUUCAUCCUCUAACAGCUCGGUCUAAUUCAAUAAUGGAUUCUUUCUGUGUCCAGCAGGCAGAGGACUGUCUAAAUGAAAAAUCCAGAUUGAAUAGGAGUUCUGUAAGCAAAGAAGUGUUCUUCAGCCUCUCUCAGCCCGGCACUUCAGACUGGAUUCAGGGUCAUACCAGAAAGGAAAUGGAACAGUCUCUCGACUCAGCCAAUACCUCUUUUACUACAAUACUAUCCUCCCCUGAUGGUGAACUUGUGGACGCAGCCUCUGAAGAUUUAGAAUUGUAUGUUUCAAGAAAUAAUGAUAUAUUGACACCAACUCCUGAUAGCUCACCAAGGUCUACCAGCUCUCACUCACAAUCUAAAAAUGGCAGUUUCACCCCUCGAACUGCUCACAUUCUGAAACCACUUAUGUCCCCACCAAGUAGGGAAGAAAUUAUGGCAACUUUGUUUGAUCAUGACCUUUCAGAAACUAUUUACCAGGAACCAUUUUGCAGUAAUCCUUCUGAUGUACCAGACAAGCCCAGGGAGAUUGGCGGACGGCUUCUCAUGGUAGAAACUCGGCUCCCAAAAGAUCUAGCUGAGUUUGAGGGAGACUUUUCCUUGGAAGGACUUCAUCUAUGGAAAACAGCAUUCUCAGCAAUGACUCAGACUCCAAGACCAGGGUCACCCCUUCGCAAUGGCCAAGCAUUUGUCAAUAAAGGGUUAAGUAAUAGCCAUAAAAUGGUUGAAGAUAAAAAAAUUGUGAUUAUGCCUUGCAAAUGUGCCCCAAGUCGACAACUGGUUCAAGCAUGGCUUCAAGCCAAAGAAGAAUACGACCGUUCCAAGAAACUGUCUAAAACUGAGCCAACUGGAGUUGUAAAAUCUGCUGAGAACUUUAGCUCUUUAGUUAACCCAGAUGACAAACCUGUAGUGCCUCCAAAAAUGGAUACAACUCCACAGAUACUGCCCACUGCAGCACAUACCAAGGAAGAUGUUGAUAAUUCUCAGAUUGCUUUACAAGUGCCAACCACAGAGUACAGUCAAACUGCAGGUGGAAGUCAGACGCUGUCACCAGUUGCUUCUGCAAAUGAUCCUGACGAAGAUGAUGAUGAUGACUAUUAUUUUAAUUGUAGCUCCCCUGAUUCUCCAAUAAUUCCACCUUGGCAACAAGUAGCAUCCUCAGAUUCCAAAACAUUGAAUGGAGAUGACAGACCCUCAUCACCAAUAGAGGAACUAUGUUCCCUGACUGUUGAGAACUUCUUAACAAUAAAAACAGUAAAAGAGGGUGUACAGAAAAGCCCCUGCAGUGAGCCUCGGGAACCUCUAGUGGUAUCUCCCAUUAAUGUGAAGGCAAGAACUGGGAUAUGUGAAUCACGUUGCCUUCAUAGUACACCAAUCAUACAGAGAAAACGUCUGGAAAGGCUUCCUGAAGCAGCUGGCUUUAGCCCUUUAUCAACAGAACCAAAAACCCAGAAACUGAGUCAUAAGAAAGGAAGUAAUAUUGAUACUCGUAGAAGAGUAUUUUUAACACAAGCAAAGAAUCAAUUUGCUGCAGUAAAUACUCCAAAGAAAGAAACUUCUCAGAUUGAUGGACCAUCUUUAAACAAUACUUACGGUUUCAAAGUCAGCAUACAAAAUUUACAGGAGGCAAAAGCUUUACAUGAGAUACAAAAUCUUACCCUAAUUAGUGUGGAGUUACAUGCUCGGACUAGACGAGACUUAGAACCAGAUCCUGAAUUUGACCCAAUUUGUGCUCUGUUCUACUGCAUCUCAUCUGAUACUCCACUACCAGAUACAGACAAAACAGAACUCACAGGUGUAAUAGUGAUUGAUAAAGACAAGACAGCCUCCAGUCAAGAUUUUUCUUUUUAUAUUUUAUAUCAUGAAAAAACAAGUCUUCUGGUGAAAGGUUCAACUUUGUGGUCCUUGUUUAAUUUUUUUCAUUUAUUCUUUAGGUAUGAUCCUGAUAUUCUGCUAGGAUAUGAGGUUCAGAUGCAUUCCUGGGGUUACCUCUUACAGAGGGCUGCUGCUUUAAGUAUUGACCUAUGUCAGAUGAUCUCUCGGGUGCCAGAUGACAAAAUUGCGAACAGAUUUGCAGCUGAAAGAGAUGACUAUGGAUCAGAUACAAUGAGUGAGAUAAACAUUGUUGGCCGAAUUACUCUAAAUCUUUGGAGAAUUAUGAGAAAUGAGGUGGCUCUAACUAACUAUACUUUUGAAAAUGUGAGCUUUCACGUUCUUCAUCAGCGUUUUCCCCUCUUUACCUUUCGAGUCUUAUCAGAUUGGUUUGAUAACAAGACAGAUCUAUACAGAUGGAAAAUGGUUGAUCAUUACAUCAGUCGUGUCCGUGGAAAUCUCCAAAUGUUAGAACAGCUGGACCUGAUUGGGAAAACCAGUGAAAUGGCUAGACUUUUUGGCAUUCAGUUUUUACAUGUACUGACAAGGGGUUCACAGUACCGUGUGGAAUCAAUGAUGUUGCGUAUUGCUAAACCAAUGAACUAUAUUCCUGUGACACCUAGUGUACAGCAGAGGUCCCAAAUGAGAGCACCACAGUGUGUUCCCCUAAUUAUGGAGCCUGAGUCUCGCUUCUAUAGCAACUCUGUUCUCGUUUUGGAUUUUCAGUCACUAUAUCCUUCUAUUGUGAUUGCAUAUAACUACUGUUUUUCCACCUGCCUUGGCCAUGUGGAGAACUUAGGAAAGUAUGAUGAGUUCAAGUUUGGCUGUACCUCUCUAAGAGUACCUCCAGAUUUACUUUACCAAAUUAGGCAUGAUAUCACAGUGUCCCCCAAUGGAAUAGCUUUUGUCAAGCCGUCAGUCAGAAAGGGUGUGCUACCAAGGAUGCUUGAAGAAAUUUUGAAGACUAGACUCAUGGUGAAGCAGUCAAUGAAGGCUUACAAGCAAGACAGAGCCCUUUCACGAAUGCUCGAUGCACGUCAGCUAGGACUUAAACUUAUAGCAAAUGUCACAUUUGGCUAUACAGCUGCUAAUUUUUCUGGGAGAAUGCCAUGCAUUGAGGUUGGUGAUAGUAUUGUUCACAAAGCAAGAGAGACGUUGGAACGAGCUAUUAAACUGGUGAAUGAUACCAAGAAAUGGGGUGCAAGGGUUGUAUAUGGUGAUACUGACAGUAUGUUUGUGCUACUGAAAGGAGCUACUAAGGAGCAGUCUUUUAAAAUUGGUCAGGAAAUUGCUGAAGCUGUAACUGCUACCAAUCCAAAACCAGUGAAAUUGAAAUUUGAAAAGGUAUAUUUGCCCUGUGUUUUACAAACAAAAAAGAGGUAUGUGGGUUAUAUGUAUGAAACACUGGAUCAAAAGGACCCGGUAUUUGAUGCAAAAGGAAUAGAAACAGUCCGAAGAGAUUCCUGCCCUGCUGUUUCUAAGAUACUUGAGCGUUCUCUAAAACUGCUAUUUGAAACAAGAGAUAUAAGUUUAAUUAAACAGUAUGUUCAGCGACAAUGUAUGAAGCUUCUGGAAGGAAAGGCCAGCAUACAAGAUUUUAUCUUUGCCAAGGAAUACAGAGGAAGUUCCUCUUAUAAACCUGGAGCUUGUGUGCCAGCCCUUGAACUUACAAGGAAAAUGCUCACUUAUGACCGGCGCUCUGAGCCUCGAGUUGGGGAGCGAGUGCCCUAUGUCAUCAUUUAUGGGACCCCUGGAGUGCCACUCAUCCAGCUGGUAAGGCGCCCUGCAGAAGUCCUGCAGGACCCGACGCUGAGACUGAAUGCCAUGUACUAUAUCACCAAACAGAUCCUUCCACCCCUGGCCCGAAUCUUCUCACUUAUUGGUAUCGAUGUCUUCAACUGGUAUCACGAGUUACCAAGGAUCCAGAGAGCCACCAGUUCCUCUCGCAGUGAAGCUGAAGGGCGGAAAGGCACUAUUUCACAGUACUUCACUACCUUGCACUGUCCUGUGUGUGACGACCUGACUCAGCACGGCGUCUGUAGUAAGUGUCGGAGCCAGCCUCAGCAUGUUGCAGUCAUCCUCAACCAAGAAAUUCGAGAGAUGGAACGGAAGCAAGAGCAACUUGGAAAGAUAUGCAAGAACUGUACAGGUUGCUUUGAUCGACAUAUCCCAUGUGUUUCUCUGAACUGCCCAGUACUUUUCAAACUCUCCCGAGUAAAUAGAGAAUUAUCCAAGGCACCAUAUCUCCGGCAAUUACUAGACCAGUUUUAAAUUCUCAAUAUCACAGAAUUCCAGGUGCUAUUUUUUUUUUCAGUGUUUACCACUCAACUGUCGUGCAUGGUGCUUUUUCAACUUUCAUCGAGUCAAGUAUGUUCAUUGUCCGUCUAUUAUCUGAAGACUAUGAAGACUUAUGCUAACUGAAUUAAAAAUUGUACUUGUUGAUCUCUGAAUAGCUCAUUUCUUACAAUGUACAAAUUCCUCAUUCUUUCACCUUUUUAACAUUGUUUUAUAAUGCCGGUGUUGAAUUUGCUCCAGUAUGUGUAACAUCUUGUAAAUCCAUUUGAGUAGAUCAUAAUUACUUCCCUGUGGAAGGAGCACUGAAACCUCUUUUAAAAAAACCAUUCGUGUUUUCCUUGAACUGUCUGUAUCGGGACGUGUUACUUAGAGAUAUCCACUCACUUUAUAAUUUUGACUGCGAAAUAUUUUGUAAAUACACUUUUUUACUUUUCAAACAACUGAGUAAAAUGUGCAAUGAAUUUUAUACAAAUGAUUUUCAAGUUGUUUGGUAUAUUUCCUCUAGGUUUUGCUUGACUCAGAGUAGAGUUGUUAUUCUGAUCAAACUGUGCAAACAAUAGUACCAUGUGUAGCAUUUUGAAACAUUAUUUUCUAAAACCGCUGUCUUGCUUUAGCUAUUAAUGGGGCAUUGUGAGGAACUGUGCAAAGACAUUUUUGUUACAAACCUGUGGGCCUGUUGCAAUACUUUAAAAAUAAAAAGUUUUAUUCCAUUUUUGUUUGUUUUGUAUAGACAUUUCUAUUGCUUCUAAAUAUGCUUAAAUAUUUUCUUUCCUUAUGUACUGUACAGUUAAUCUUAUUUGCCAUCACGUUGAACACAAAAUGUGUAUUUAGAAUAUUUGUAUAACUGUAUAAAAUGAAAAAGGAAUUAUGUGGUCAGUGCAUUGUUUUCUAAACUGGAAAUCAUUUUGUUUUAAAAGUUAAUAACGGAAACCAUAUUAAAAUUGAAUAAAAUAUGAAAUAUG